Molecule: messenger RNA, 7345 nt
Organism: Conger conger (European conger)
Lineage: Eukaryota; Metazoa; Chordata; Actinopteri; Anguilliformes; Congridae
Gene: slc6a8
Product: solute carrier family 6 member 8
Exons: 14
Coding region: 749-2770 (673 amino acids)
Biological process (GO): sodium ion transmembrane transport
Cellular component (GO): membrane
Source: RefSeq, a predicted model, not a curated record
GACGUCUUUUACUUUCAGUGGUCAACCAGCCGGUAUCGACGGAGAUAGACAGCGCCAGGCUGUAUAGCAACUGCACGGAUCCGAAUCGACAAGCUUCUCAGAGGCGGACAGUAAACGCAGCGCAAGAUGAUCUAGACCGGGAUUACUGAGGCGAAAAUACCGAAUACUUUAAGAGUACAUUCAUCGACGAGAGCGCUCAAGGCUCGUUUAGUUUUCGUCUCCACUCCCGUCUCCUCUUUGAGAGAUACGUUCCCAUGCGAUUCUUCAGACUCACAUUUAAGUGUUUCGUGGAUUGUUUUUGAAGGUGCUGUCUAGCUCGGUGUUUUUCUUUUUGUGAGCGUGUCUCAUUUUAUUUCUCAUUUUCGCUUUCUUAAUUUUGUGAGCCGAUUUUGAAUUCCAAUAACCCUUUCCCUAACGCGCUUCGCGGCAGUCUUUUGUCAGCAUUCUCACCGCUGGACAUUUGACGCUAGUAAAAAAUAUAAAAUACACGUAUUACAGAUUGAAAUAACGAAUUAAUAAAAACCCCAUACUUGUAUAAAAACAAGGAUCCAAUCCUCCAUUUGAGGUCGCCGCCCGAAAAACAAAAGGACAUUCUGGUGCCCUUCCUUGGGGGUGAAACUGGUCUGAGAAAAUAGAGGACUGUACUAUCUGGGAUCGUUCAGAAUCUUUAUACUAUUAACUGAUCUCAUCAGUGGCUUUACCUUUCCCAGAGUUGUAAGGACUGUGAGGGUUCUUUGUUUACAAGUGGAUGGCUGGGAUGGAGAAAUCCGCUCUGAAUAGUGACUGCUGCGCUGUGAAUCUGGUCCUCGGGGAGGAAAAGAAGGGCCACCUCAUCCCCAAUGGAAAUGGGCACCAAGGAGUGAACGGGAACCUGGUUGGAGGUGCAGGGGCUGGCGCAGCAGGAGCACCUGGAUCCAUGCCCCCAGUGGACAAACUUGGGUACCCCGAGCGAGAGACGUGGACCAGGCAGAUGGAUUUUAUCAUGUCCUGCGUGGGAUUUGCAGUUGGGCUAGGCAAUGUGUGGCGCUUCCCCUACCUCUGCUACAAGAACGGUGGAGGGGUGUUCCUCAUUCCCUAUAUGUUGAUCGUAUUUGUGGGUGGUAUUCCCAUUUUCUUCCUGGAGAUUGCUCUGGGGCAGUUCAUGAAAGCUGGAAGCAUCAACGUGUGGAAUAUUGCGCCUCUUUUUAAAGGUUUGGGGUAUGCCUCAAUGGUUAUAGUGUUUUUCUGUAAUACUUACUACAUCAUGGUAUUGACCUGGGGCUUCUACUACUUCAUCAAGUCCUUCAACGCCACUCUGCCCUGGUCUACCUGCAACAACCCGUGGAACUCCGAGAGCUGUAUUGAGAUCUUCCGCCAGGACGACUGUCUAAACGGCACCAUCGGGAACUCCAGCUUUGGUAACCUGACCUGCGAGGAGCUUGCCGACGGACGCUCGCCUAUUAUUGAGUUCUGGGAGAAUAAGGUUCUGGACAUCUCGGACGGGCUGGACCAACCAGGGGCCAUAAACUGGGAGCUGAUGCUGUGUCUGCUGGCCGUUUGGUUCAUGGUGUACUUCUGCGUGUGGAAGGGAGUGAAGUCAACAGGCAAGAUUGUGUAUUUCACAGCCACCUUCCCAUAUGUGGUGCUGAUUAUCCUGUUAGUGAGGGGCGUGACCCUGCCUGGGGCCUAUGAUGGGAUCAUGUACUAUGUUAAGCCUGACUGGUCUAAGCUCGGUGAGGCUCAGGUGUGGAUUGACGCUGGUACACAGGUUUUCUUUUCCUAUGCCAUUGGUCUGGGUGCUCUCACUGCGCUUGGCAGCUAUAACAGAUUCAACAACGAUUGCUAUAAGGAUGCAUUCAUGCUAGCUCUGAUCAACAGUGGCACCAGCUUCUUUGCUGGUUUUGUGGUGUUCUCCAUUUUGGGGUUUAUGGCAUCGGAGCAGGGGGUGGACAUCUCCAAAGUGGCUGAAUCAGAUGUGCACAUCUCGCUUUCAAGAGGGGUCCUGGAGCUGACUGCUGCAGCAGGCCCUGGCUUGGCGUUCAUUGCUUACCCAAAAGCCGUGUCGAUGAUGCCCGUUGCUCCACUCUGGGCAGCUCUCUUCUUCUUCAUGCUUCUCCUCCUGGGACUCGACAGUCAGUUUGUCGGAGUCGAAGGUUUCGUAACAGGGAUUCUGGAUCUUUUUCCUGGAAAGUAUUACAUGCGCUAUCGGCGUGAAAUUGCCGUGGCGAUCUGCUGUUCAUUGUGCUUCAUUAUUGAUCUUUCCAUGGUUACGCAGGGAGGGAUGUAUGUCUUCCAACUCUUUGACUACUACUCGGCCAGUGGUAUGACCCUGCUGUGGCAGACAUUCUGGGAGUGCUUGGUGGUUUCCUGGGUUUAUGGUGCUGACAGAUUCAUGGAUGAUGUUGCUCGUAUGAUCGGCUAUAGGCCGGUCCCCUGGAUGAAGUGGUGCUGGUCUUUUAUUACUCCGUGUGUGUGCAUGGGAAUCUUCUUGUUUCACCUGAUUAACUACAAGCCUCUCACCUACAAUAACGAGUAUGUGUACCCGUGGUGGGGGGAGGUGAUCGGCUGGUGUAUGGCUCUCUCUUCCAUGCUGUGCAUCCCAGUGAGUCUGAUCUACAAGCUCUUCAGGGCCAAGGGGACCUUUCAGGAGCGUUGGGACCACCUGACCAAACCGGUUUGGGGUGCUCACCAUCUCGAAUACAUGGCCCCUGACACUGACGUCAAGAGCCUGGCCUCUCUCACUCCGGGGACCGAAGAGAACAAGGUCAUCAUUUUCGAGAGUGUUAUGUAGGCGUGCGGUCUGCAGGACACAUCCGCUCCUCCCCAGACAAGCUGGCUGAAGCCUUGGGCCUGACCUCACUCCCGUUCUCAUCUCAUGGCCUUCUCUGUAAUCACAAACAUCACACACAUCGUGAAUGAGCAAUCAGUGUGUAGUACCAUUCAACUGUCAUGUAAACGAUCAACAUGUGGUACCCCCCACCCCCCACCCCAUCUAAAAAUAAAAACUGAAAUGAAAUGCUUCUCUUUACUGGUGCUGACACUAGACAAGACUCCUGCUAAAGGCAGCAGUUGCUGGUGUAUUCCCUGGGAUGAAACCAGAGUAAUGGCCUCCUGGUAGCUCCCUGACCUCCAGUGAGUGGGUCCUCGGCUCCUCGGCUCUCAGCCAGCUUGUCCCGGGAGGCGGAAGGCGGAAGGCCGCACUGUCGCUUGGCCGUCAUUCGCUCGGGGGCUCCGGGUCCUCAGCAGACCGGAGCCAAACUAGGUCACCGCAGAAUUCCCACAGGCCGUCUUCCUCUCUCCGUCUUCCGCGUUCAUCGCACAUUAGCAGACUACUCUGACCUUUUUUCAAGGACAAAAAAAAAAUUAGAAUAAUUAGAAAAGUUUUUUAAGUUUUAUUUUUAUCCAGAUAAUAAUGCAAAAAUACCCAAUGAUGCGCCGCUUUAUAAGAUGGUGCUCCUGAAAAUGUGUUCUGAUGGCUUUGAAGAUAGUUUUGUUCCGAUCGUUUUGAAGAACUGCACCCGUCUUUAAUAAAAACAAAAAAAAAGGUAUAUUUACAGAUCCCUCAAUGCUCUCAGUGACUUGUGCAAUUACAAAAUCCGAAUGAAUCAUGCAGACUUCAGUGUGUCUGUGUGCAGGUCCUGACUUGUGUGCUGCUAUUCAAACAGUCAAUACUUUACUGUUAGUGGUGUAAACAUCACUCUUCACCACGAUAGGAUACGAUCUUGAUUCUUGGUUUUUAUUGGGCUAUAUCACAGAUUUUCCUACAAUACACUCGAAAACAAUCUGAUAUAGUGAGAAGCAAUCAAUAUAUAUGAUCCACUAACACAAUCCUGUUAUUACAGCUCACACAUACAAUCAAGAAAUAUGAUUUUGUCUGUUUUGCUAGAGAACCAUAAGAUUAAUACGCAUUUUGCUUUGAUUCCCAACGAUACUCAUUCAUAUUACCACAUUGUAUUGAUUGGAUCGGAUCGUUGCCGUUUAAAACCGAUAACAUCCUGAUCAAUGUGUCAUUACACCCCUAGCUUCUAUCUUUCAAAGUCUGCCUUAAAAGACAGUACAUGCAGCAAUGUCAAGAUCCCGCAAGUAACUGCACUCUUAGUUUAUCGUGCAAAUGAGAUGCUGGUGAAAUGCUUAAUACCAAUUCAGAAGAUUUUAUCGGCAUGACAGAAUUGUAAAAACAAUUAAAAACUCUGGAAAGGCUAUCUUUGGAUACAUACUGGAUUUCAAAGUGAAAGAUUACAUUGGUCCAUUCAAAUCAAAGUCCAGUAGAAUUUUCUAUCCGUUUCAUAAGCCGUGUACUGACAUACACUGUAGUUGUCUUUAUUCUACAUCUGGAGGUGUACAAUAUGUAGUUCCGUGUACCAUCUGCUGGAUUUGGUUGGAAACUGAGUAUGAUAUCUCAAUGAUAUCUCUGUUGCCAAAGUUUCUGUUGCAGGCACUGUCUGUCUUUGACCAUGACAGAUCUUCUUGUAGACAUAAUCAUUUUUUGUGCCAAAUGGAACAUUCCAUCUCUGGCUGUAUGAUCUAUAACAGAGAAUGGUAUUUUGUUGCCAUAAAAACAAUGCAUACUUUAUCUACCUUGUUUAGUAUCUCCCGUGUAUUACGAACAAAUAUGUGUUUUUGAUCUUUUUGAAAACAAGAUAAAACAAGUUCUGGUAAACUGCAAUUGAAAGAUGUUCCAUGCAAGAAUACAUUUGAUUCUCCAAGUUUCAAUGUGUGCCUACCUGUUUUAUCAUGCUCCCAUCAUAAAUUAUCAAAUGCGUUACUAGUCAUGGCCAUUUUACCCCAUGUUGCCCAGACCAGUUUUAUAUAACAAUGUUCCCUUGCCUCACAGGUUUCCCAUGCCUCCAAUUUACUCCCACAAAUACACAAAGUAAAUAGGCAUGACCACAGAAUUUGUGAAUUCAAAAAAUACUAAGCUGUUUAUGUACGGUCUUUGGAAUGCAAUUUAGAAAUCAACCUGGACAGAUAUUUUUGAUCCCAAAUAGAAGAAAUGUCCAGGAAAGAAUGAGGGUCUGGUCAGGUUCAAUAAAUAAGUAUACUGUAUGGGACAGUCACAGCUAGCUGCAUUGCCCUGGGACCGUGCCUUGAGUUGACUGAGUACUGUAGAAAUAUUCUGCUCCAAACACAGCCAGGCCAUUGAACUUUCUUUUCAAUAGAACAUUCUAGAUUAUUUGGCAUCAACAUGGGUGGUAAAUACCAAAAUUUGCCUUUUGUUGUUUUGUCUUAAAUUGAACCCAUUCAUCAAACCGUGAACAGCCAAAUACUAUACAGGUCCUCCAGGGAGAUGCCCUGAAUAUUGCCUGUGGGAAUUCUGCCAUUCACACAACAUUGAAAACAGACAUCCAUCAUUGUAACAUAGUAAAAAUACUUAGAAUGUAAUAGCUCUGAAUAACAUAAUGCUACAAACCACAUUUGCACAUUGUUGUAAAAUAAUUGCGCUAGCACUUUUAAACUGUGUUAGAAUAUGACUUUUUCUUUUACUUUAUUUGUAAAAUGAAUCAGAGAUUUAUUUUGUGAUGGCUUUUAUCUGAAUUAUACACAUAUAUAUUAUAUAUAAAUGUCUGUGUGUUAUAUUUUAAAAGCUGCAGUGUUAUUUUGAUGAUGAUAAGAAAAUGCACCAUGCAAUGCAUUGUAAAGCAGUAUCUUAAGAAGGGAUAAAGUAAUUAAUAGCACACUAUAAACCUUGGAAUUUUUGAGAUAACAAGUGCUAAUAUUUUAUUGAUAUUAGAUUAUUAAUCUGUAAUCGAGUUUGCCUAAGACCACCCAGAGCUUCUUUAUUUCUGUCAUAAAAAAUUAUUUACAGUUUACAGAGUAACACGUGACAGAAAUUUUACAUUUCUGAUAGAUACGCUUCCCUUUAUUAUAUUAGAAACUAAAUGGCUUUGAUAUUUAGUCAUUUUUAAAUUGUUGGCUCUUUAUUAUAUUAGAGAAAGGGCAACACACACAUUCCCUAAGUACCUUAGGCUAGAGUUUGGUCAGCCUUCAUUGUUGUUGUAGAUUCACAAGUGCCAUUCAUAAGUUUGAUUAUGAGCCCUAAUAACCAUUGCAAGACAAGUUUGACAAAAAACAUAACAUAAAACAUAAGACAGUAAACACUUUUUACACGUUGCAUUUAGGUUUCGUUUUUAUUUUCUAUUGUGUAUAUUUUUUACACACAUUACCCUUCAAUUAUAUAAUAGCCUGGGUUGGUCAGAAGGUGUAUUAAUAACAUGAUAUUUUUAUUAUGUUAAAUUAUAUAUAUUAUACAAUUGUAAUGUACAUAACCAAAAUCAUAUGUAUUGUGUCAUUCUGUGCAGUCCUGGCAAGACAUUUUCUCAACAGUAGCUUUCCUCCAAAUGCUUGGUUCGAUCAGGUUGUCACUUUGUGACAGUUAUUUACAUUGGAAAACUGAUGUGGUAUAUAAUCAUGUGUUUGCUGAUGAGACAAAAUGGAGUUUAAUCAAAAUGGAUACUGUAAAUUACUAUUUUAAAGCUUUAGAAUGCUCUGAAAUGUUACUGAAAAUUCCAAUAUAGUAUUCAUUUUUAACUCAUAAAUGAAAAGUUUUGCAAUCUAUGUAUAAAUACAGACUAUUUAGAGAUUGUUUAUGUUUGAAUAGUUGUGUAUAGAUUUCAAGCUUGUUUGAACUAGGUUAAGUUGUGUUCUUUAAUGCUUACGGCAUGAUAAUUAUUUCAAUUGAUUGUUCUCAUUGGUUAAUGCUCCUACAGAAGACAAUGCCUCUACUAGAAACUAAUAGUGAAUUUCCUUUUUUUAACUCCUGUAAUACCAGAUCAGCAUGCUUAUGAUAUGGUUGCCCAUAAAUGAUACAAUUAUUCAAACACUCAAGCAAGACACUGCAUACACAUUCAAAGCUUUGCAAAAAAAUUAUGCAAGGCACUGUGUAAAACACGGUUCUAAUAAUUAUCACUGAGUCAAUUACAUUCUGUGCAUACCGUAUUCUUGAAACAUGACUCCUAUUGCAAAUACAUGUUCCACUGUUCCAUUGCUUGGAUGGAAAGAAAUAAUGAGGUAUGUUGAAUAGUAUGAAAAUCUAUACUGAUGCAAAUUAGGAAAUAAUCAAAAUCAGGUGUAAAUCCAACAACCCAAGCUAUUGGGACAGAUACUGUUGAGAAAAGACACAUUAACACUGUUGAGCUCGUACUCAACUCAUGAUUAACUCAUCGUUGUGCUUCAAUGCAUCUACCUUGUGAGACGGUACUAAGUCCAGUCUUCCAUUCAUGCUAUCGGGUAGUAUUUAAGAGUAACAAUGAUAACUAUAAUUCUGUUGAUGACACCAAGGGCUUCAUGCUUAACAUCACUGUGUUUGUACGCUGAGAAUCCAUUCAGAUCAGAGUAACAAAUGGCAAUAAAGACUCUCAAACAGUAA